AAGACCUCUCACAGGCGUUCUAGUUCACUAUAGAGCACUCAUCAUCUACAGAAUAUGUCUUAUUUAGACGCAAGUGCAACAUGUCCGAGCAGCAUAUGGACAACACUGGAGCUGUUCAACUGAGAGCAUCACACAUACAGCAGACAGCAGUAUGCAGUCGAGGUGUUGCCACCCACCCACCAGCCUGGGACAAGAUGCCUCUGACCUGCAGAUGAAGGUGGAUUUCUUCCGUAAACUGGGUUACUCUCCACAGGAGGUGAAGGCUGCUCUGCAGAAGCUUGGCCUGGGCACAGACACCAAUGCAGUAUUGGGCGAGCUGGUUCGUUCGGGGGCUAAGGCCUUGCCCUCCUCUAACUCGGACAGUGACGAUAGUGCCUUCAGUUUGCCGUAUCGUGGAGGAAGCUCUUCAAGGGGACAGGGCUCAAAAGACGUGUCGCUGGAGGCCUCUACUGAGCCAGACAAUAAUCUGAAACCUAUUGUUAUUGAUGGCAGCAAUGUGGCCAUGAGUCAUGGGAACAAGGAAGUAUUUUCAUGCCGAGGAAUUGAGCUGGCAGUCAGCUACUUCCUUGAGCGAGGACACAGGCAUGUUACUGUGUUUGUGCCCUCCUGGAGAAAAGAGCAGCCCAGGCCUGAUGUGCCCAUUUCAGAUCAACACAUUUUAGGAGAGCUGGAGAGAAAGAAGAUUCUUGUGUUUACGCCUUCACGACGGGUAGGAGGAAAGCGUGUGGUGUGCUAUGAUGAUCGCUUCAUUGUCAAGCUAGCUCAUGACCUGGAUGGUGUUAUAGUGUCCAAUGACACAUAUCGCGACCUGCAGAGUGAACGGCCGGAGUGGAAACGUUCCAUUGAAGAGAGAUUGCUAAUGUACUCCUUCGUCAAUGACAAGUUUAUGCCACCUGACGACCCUCUCGGCCGACAUGGACCCAACUUGGAUAAUUUCCUUCGGAAAAAAGCAAUGUUACAAGACCACAAGCGCCAACUCUGUCCAUAUGGGAAAAAGUGCACAUAUGGUAUCAAGUGUAAGUUCUACCACCCAGAGCGCACCAAGCAGUCGCAGCGAUCUCUAGCCGACGAGCUCCGAGAAAAUGCCAAACUAUCUGAAUCUAAAGAGGACAGUCGAGGAACUGGCUCAUUAAGAGGCAUGUACCAAAGAUACGACCCUGGUUUUGGGUCCUGCUCUCCAUCUUUAGAGCAAGAACUGGAGCAGAAGCUCAAUCUGGAAUCUGAGAGAAAUGACAGCAGGGACACCAUGCUCCAUUACUGUGAUGAUAUUUUCUCCAUGAGCAAGUCCUUGCAUCCAGCCACUGACCGGAACAUUCUCCCACCUCCAUUCCCAACAUACGCAUCAUCCAUUUUCAGUUCAGACUCUGGGCUUGGCUCCUUUUCAGAGCCAUCCCAGAGCCUGGAUGAGUUACAUAGGAUGAGACCCAGUCAUCCAUCUAUAUCCAGUAGCUGUGGAAGUUCCUCAAACCAAGCCUUACCUUCAGGUGGCCAGCACUACCACAACAACAUGAGUCCCUUCUCCAACCAUCAGUCCAACUAUAGUGCCUACAGCUCUCUACCUCUGUCCAACCCUGUCCAGCAUUACAGUCUUCCCACUUACAUCCAGCCAAGCGGCUGGUCUUACCCUUGCUAUGUACAAUCGAUGCAGACAUCCAGUUUACCAGAACCUCUCCCCUGUCCAAGCUUCCAUAGGUCUGGCGAUGGUUAUGGAAGCCAACAGCACUCGGGCAUGAAACAGUCCAAUGGUUUCCAAGAGGAACGACAGGAGCUCAGGAAGAAGCUUCAUGCGAUUUUCAACCCACAUCAUGUAGACAAAGUUAUGGAAAUGUUCCCGCAUCUAAAAGAUCCACAGCAGCUGGCUGCAGAAGUUCUCAAGCUGAAGUCCAAAGGAGAGUUCUAUUGAUUCUUUGAAACUUUCCCCAAUUCUUUGGACACUACGUGAAAAGACACUUAAAAAAAAAAAAAUGGAGUCUCUGGCUCUGAUGGUUGGGAGGUUUCAGAAGUGAAGUCUCUUAAACCUAAAUGACUUAUCACAUAGUACAUGUGGUAACUAUGUAUGACUAGUAAGUCAAACGUGUGUCUAGACUUGUUCAUCUAAAAGUUUGAUGCAUAUUACAUCAAUUGUUGCUCUUAACUUGUAGCAAAUGGUACCUCGGCUAAAGAUUUUUUGGUUUGGACAAAAGCUGAAAUUUCAUUUGGGAAUUCUUAAUAUAUUUAUUAGGGUUAUCAAUCGAUUAAAAUUUGUAAUCAAAUUAAUUACAUGGUGUCCCAAUUGAUUAAUCGCAUAUACAAAUAUUUACUGCCCCUCAUAUAACAAUAAUUCAAUAUAUAAUGAUGAAAUAUUUAUACAUAUACAUAUAUGUAUAUAUAAAAUAGAAAAUAUUCAGAUAAUUAAAAUGCAUUACAUUCUUGUGGAGUUAAUCAUUGAGAAGACAGUGUGUCAAAAAGUGGCUUUAGAAUAUGAUGUAUUGUUUACUACCAUAUUAUUGAUCAUAAGUCAAUCAUUGUCAUACAGUUCAAUCCAAUCCAUCCAGAUUUAUUAUGAGGGCUUGUUUAAGGACCGUCAAUUUACACCUGCGUCAGACAUGCUUGUGUAGUGUCUCUGAUGCGUUGCGUCAUAAACAUAAAUGUUUAGGUCACUGUGUCAAGCCUAAUAUCUAAUACUUAGAACACAUCUUAAGAUCUCUUAGUUAGAAUUUGCGCUCCAUCAAGUGUUUUGAAUGCAAGAAUGUAAAACAUGUUUGUGUUGUGCUGCUGGAUAGUUGUUUUGUUCACUGUAUAAACUGCGUGUUGCCCAUUCAGCUGAAGUUUCACUUACUGUCCUCUGGAGAAAACAGGUGGUACUACAAGCUUGCAUUUCUCAGGAAUAUUCCUUAUUACGGUCCGGGGGCAUUGCGAUUAAUUGCGUAUAUGUUUUUAGCGUGUUAUUUUUUAUAAAUCGACAGCCCUAAUAUUUAUAUAUUAAGUAUAGUAAUUGUGGACCAAUCCUGUUUUCAAUGUUCAGAGUAAGUUUGUCAUUUGUAAUCGGGAUACUAAUACUUGUUUAUUAUAAUAAGAAACAAUUGAAAUAGUAAAAAGUGUUCUCACAUCAGUCUUUUCAGUGUAUUGCCUUCAGUUAUAAGGUGUGGGAAUCCCCCAGUGCGUUUUAAUUACUUGGGUCAUCAUGCAUUGAGUGGUUCAGUGUUUGGUAAGUUACUAAAAAAAGUUAUCCACUGCAAAUGACUAAUUACUUGUAAUAAGAUUACUUUACUGAUCACUUCUUUGGUAAAGUAAUCACAUAACUUAUUACUUUACUUUUAAGUUACUUUCUAAAACAUUUUCCACAGAAUUUUGUGUUCAACUAAUUAAAAUAAUAUAUUUGCUCCUUGUGUAUUGUUGCACGCAAGCAGUUUCUCCCUUACAAUGACUCAUUAGCGACUCUUCAAAAACAUAUGAACAUAAUUCAUGUUUUGAAUGCAUUCUACAUAAAAUAAAAAAUAUUGUUUAGAAACUUAACUAGAACUUAAUUGAAAGUCAGUAACUGAUUACAAGAAUUUCAAAUGUUACACUACUUUCUGACUUAAGUAAUAUGAUUUCAAAUUAAUUAGAUUCUACACACAACACUGCAAAGUAUACUCCAAAGUAUAUCAACUAUGUGGUACAUUGCAAUUUCUGUAUCUGUAUUUUAUUGAACCUAGUCCUAAAUUGUAGGUAAAGCUCAACUUCAGUCAGCUUUGUUGUGUUUUUGAGCUUGUUAUAUGUAGUUUAAGGUAUCCAGGUAGCAAUAGUGCAGCGUGUUUGACACUAUUCACCCAGUUUCUUAAAAUGAAUGUUAACAGGAGAUGAGUUCUCAGCACUGCAUUGGCAAAUACAAUGGAAAUAUGUACUUCAGUAAAUAUUAAUUGAAGUAAAUAAAAUAACAAUUGUGUAUUUUUUUCUUUAAUAGACACCUGAUGAUCAACCCUCAAAACACCUCAGUCAAAAUUGAAAAAUAUAUUAAAUACAUAAAAAUGUACUAUUUUUUUGAAAAAUAAUAAAAAUAAUUGAAAACUUUUUCCAUAGCUCUUUAAUCAGAUUGAAACUUUUACUCGUAGGCUACUAUAAAUUAAAUAUAUUCAGCAGACUGCUGCCUGCAAACA
Xyrauchen texanus (razorback sucker) is the source of this 4118-nucleotide messenger RNA. RefSeq names its product endoribonuclease ZC3H12A-like. Gene Ontology annotation, biological process: nuclear-transcribed mRNA catabolic process, RNase MRP-dependent; 3'-UTR-mediated mRNA destabilization. Gene Ontology annotation, molecular function: RNA endonuclease activity; mRNA binding; metal ion binding. The record is from RefSeq and is a predicted model, not a curated record. The transcript has 6 exons. NCBI's taxonomy places the organism in Eukaryota, Metazoa, Chordata, Actinopteri, Cypriniformes, Catostomidae. The coding region runs from base 152 to 1903 and encodes 583 amino acids. Gene Ontology annotation, cellular component: cytoplasmic ribonucleoprotein granule; nucleus.